This is a messenger RNA of Sphaeramia orbicularis (orbiculate cardinalfish), 3784 nucleotides long. RefSeq names its product calpain 3b (gene capn3b). Gene Ontology annotation, cellular component: cytoplasm. The record is from RefSeq and is a predicted model, not a curated record. The coding region runs from base 310 to 2628 and encodes 772 amino acids. Gene Ontology annotation, biological process: negative regulation of apoptotic process; proteolysis. Gene Ontology annotation, molecular function: calcium ion binding; calcium-dependent cysteine-type endopeptidase activity. The transcript is spliced from 23 exons. Lineage: Eukaryota; Metazoa; Chordata; Actinopteri; Kurtiformes; Apogonidae.
GCCUCCUCCCCUCUCCUUUAAAGUGGCCUAUAUUUAGGUCCAGCACCAGGGACACAACAGUGAAAGUGUGACCGUUGGUGUGAGAGAGUUGGGUUGGUGACCGUCUAUGAGCAGUGACAGUAUUUUCAGCAGAUAAAGGAAGUGAAAGUUCAUCAGAAUCAGGGAGGACACAGGAAGUUUCUUUGGACUGUUUUGCAAGUUCAUGCUCUGUUUCUUGAAAUAAGGACGGACUUCUCAUUUUCUUUUUGUACCUCAUAUGCUGGUUGAUCUCUGAAACUGGACUUAAAGCUGCAGUGCACACAGAUAAAAAUGGAGGACGAGAAAUACAAAGAUCAGGUGCCUGUUGUUGAAGAAACAAAAGUGAAAGUCCUGCUAGAAAUUGAAGCAUCAUAUGGACCUGAUGAGAAAAGUGAUUAUCCUCCUGCUGGGACAAACUCCAUCUACUCGGCCAUUUUAAGCAGAAAUGAGGCUGUCAAAGAUGCCAAGCGCCUUAAGAGUUUUUUGGAGCUACGUGAUAAAUAUGUGAAGCAGAACGUGGUGUUUGAAGACCCGAUGUUUCCUGCCAGUGAUGCUUCGCUCUUCUACAGUCGCAAAUUCCCUAUGAAAUUUGAAUGGAAACGUCCCUCGGAAAUUUGUGAAAACCCCCAGUUCAUCAUAGAUGGAGCCAACAGGACAGACAUCUGUCAAGGAGAAUUGGGCGACUGCUGGCUGCUGGCCGCCAUCGCCUGCCUGACUCUGAAUGAGAAGCUGCUCUACAGAGUGAUUCCUCCUGAUCAGAGCUUCACGGAGAACUACGCCGGCAUCUUCCAUUUCCAGUUUUGGCGUUAUGGCGAGUGGGUGGAUGUGAUAGUGGACGAUCAAAUCCCCACCAACAAAAAUCAGCUGGUGUUCACCAAAUCUUUCAGAAAGAAUGAGUUCUGGAGCGCUCUUUUGGAAAAGGCUUAUGCAAAGUUGCACGGUUCUUACGAGGCUCUGAAAGGAGGAAACACUCUGGAAGCGAUGGAGGAUUUCACAGGAGGAGUAACCGAGUUCUUUGAGUUGUCUGAGGCACCGAAAGAGCUUUUCAUGAUUAUGAAGAAAGCCAUGCAGAGAGGCUCACUGAUGGGCUGCUCCAUAGACGUUUUUUCAGCCAGUGAAAUGGAGAGUCGGACUGACCAAGGGCUGAUCAGGGGUCACGCUUACUCCAUCAUCGCCCUGGAAGAGUGUGAUGAAAAUGGAAAAGACACCAAAAUUCGUCUGAUUCGCCUGCGUAAUCCCUGGGGGUUUGUGCUGUGGAAGGGUCCGUGGUGUGCAAAUUCAAAGGAAUGGUCGACCAUUUCCAUCGCAGACAGAGAAAACCUGAAGAAACAAACAAUAGAACAGAGUGAGUUCUGGAUGUCCUUCAAUGACUUCAAGAGGAACUUCACCAAACUGGAGAUCUGUAACCUGACCCCCGACACGCUGCAGGGCGACGAGAGACUCAGCUGGACGGUGUCGGUCAACCAGGGUCGAUGGGUGAGAGGCAGCUCUGCAGGCGGCUGCAGGAACUUCCCAGACACGUUCUGGACGAACCCUCAGUAUCGUCUGCAGCUGUUUGAGCAGGAUGACGACUCAGAGGACGGGGAAGUUCUCUGCACUGUGGUGGUGGCUCUGAUGCAGAAAGGUCGCAGGAUGCAACGCAAUCAGGGGGCCAGGUACCUCACCAUCGGGUUCUCCAUCUACGAGGUUCCAAAGGAGAUGCGGGGAGAAAAUCAACAUCUACAGAAGGACUUCUUCCUGUACACAGCCUCCAAAGCCAAAUGCAAGACCUACAUUAAUCUACGAGAGGUAACGGAGCGCUUCCGUCUGCCUCCAGGAGAGUAUGUCAUCAUCCCUUCGACCUUUGAACCCCAUCAAGACGGAGAGUUCAUUCUGAGGGUCUUCUCUGAGAAAAGCAGCACAUCAGAGGAAGCAGAGACGACAAUCGAAUCAGACCAAAUACAGCAAGACAAGACAGUGAAAUACAAGCCUAUUGUAUUUGUGUCAGACAGAGCGCGUGCCAACAAAGAAAUCGAGCAUGAUGGCAUUCAGGGAGAAAAGAGGAAGAAACGAAAGGAGCGAAAACCUUACCUAGAGGAGGAGGAGACUGAAGAGGAAAAGCAGUUCAGAGCGAUUUACAAGCAGAUCGCUGGAGAUGAUAUGCAGGUCUGUGCCAACGAGCUGAAAACCAUCAUGAAGAACGUCCUCUCCAAACAUAAUGAAAUAAAGACAGAGGGUUUCAGUCUGGAGACGUGUCGGAGUAUGAUCGCCUUGAUGGACACCGAUGGAACAGGAAAACUGAAUCUUCAGGAGUUCAAACACUUGUGGAAAAAGAUCAAGCAGUGGCAGGUGAUCUUCAAACGUUACGACAAAAACAAAUCCUGCAGCAUCAGUAGUUUUGAGAUGAGGAACGCAGUCAAUGAUGCAGGGUUCCACCUCAACAAACAGUUAUACGACAUCAUAGCCAUGCGUUACGCAGACGAACACCUGAACAUCGACUUUGACAGUUACAUCUGCUGCUUUGUGAGGCUAGAGGGCAUGUUUAGAGCUUUUAACGCCUUCGACAAAGACGGAGAUGGAAUAAUUAAACUAAACGUCCUGGAGUGGCUUCAGCUGACCAUGUAUUCAUAACUCCACCUCUGGACGCCUCAGGCCGUGGUUACGAGUCCUGGACCGUCGUCAUUCUUCGCUCCUUAUUUUAAUCUCCUCAUGGGGUGAAGACAAAGGGAAUGAUUUUGCACAUAUUUUCUUAUUAAGUAAAAGUUUGUGGUUUUAUGUCACAUCAUGUCUGUCAGUUCAGAUUAACUUCAGGUGACUUAUUUUUCAGGUUUUACAAGUGACAGAAUCGCUAUUAUGUCAAAUUUCAUCAACACUGUAAUAAAUGUUGAACUUUCUAAAGAAUGUGGUUAAUCCAGUAAAAAGAAGCAUCAACGCCGCAAGAGUUUGAGAAGAUGAAGAGACCCGAGUUUUGUUUAAGUAUUUGCUUUUAAAAUACAGAGAAGGAAAACACUGCAAAUUGUGUCGUUUAUUUCCGAACAUUUACAGUAGGUGUCAAACAAAUUAAAUAUAUACUGUACAGUAUCACACACACAAAUACUGGGAUAAGUUUUCAGUCUUAUACACACAAGGGAAAAUGAACUGAUGUAUUUGAUAAAGUAAUUUUCAUGAAUACGAACUUCAGAUUAAAAUGUAUAUGAUAAUGUAUGCAUUCAGUCAGUGCCCACUUACUCCAAAUAUGAGUCUGAAUGACAGAAACCUGAAACAUAUUCUAUUCCAAAAAUGGAAUUUCACUCAAGCAGGUUUAAGUACACGUAAAAUUACUUCUGUUAGUACAGUACACAACUAAUUUAAGCCCUUUUUAUCAUUGUCAUUUUUCCUAUCCUAAGUAACCAUGUCCUUUUGAAAGUAAAGUCGGGACAAUCUCAGGACUAAAGUUCUUCAUAUAUUUGGUGUUUUGAAGAUAAUCAUAUUUGCAAUAGACAGUAUGUUAAUGUCCUUUAAUAUCUUCCAGAAAUAACUGAUCUUACGACGAUCUCUGAACCUCACGGUCAAUGAAUAUCAUAACAAAAUGGUGUCGAAGGCAAUUCAUGUUUACAAAAACGACUUGUAAUGUUUGAAAUGGAAACCGGCGACCGAUGGACUGAACUGAAACCUGAAGCAUAUAUACAAAAACUGAUGAGACAAAUACUUUAUAACAAUCAAGAUCUUGAAUGAAGCACAGAAGGAAUCUAAAACAGCAGCAUCACAUUGUGGUUUGUCACUGAACAUCUCAAUCCCUUCAUAAAAA